AUGAAGAGACUUCCCAAUGAUGAGGUCUCCUCUCACCUGAGUGAAGAAGUCCUGCUUUGGCAGAUGCAGAGUCCCUCAGCAAGCCUGACUGGGUCUGCCUAUGGAAGCACACCUGUGUUCACAAAGGGUCUACAAAACAUAAGAGCUACGAAGGGUCAAUUAGUGGUAUUUGAAUGUCGCAUCCGCGCGACCCCCAGCUCACAGGUUCACUGGUACAGAGAAUAUGAUCAGAUAAUAGACUCUGCUGACUUCCGAAUACUGAGGAAAAAGGCUUGUUCAUCAGCAGUUCCUGAGGAAGUCUGCACCCUGGUUAUUACAGAAGCUUUUCCAGAGGACUCUGGAAUAUUUAAAUGUGUUGCUGAAAAUGAAUUUGGAUCUGCAGCAUCCAGUGCACGUCUCUCCGUUUCCCCAGGUAGGCACAUGAGUCUCUUAUCUGAGCAACUAAGCUCAAGAGAAUUUGCUGCUGCUCAGCAUCAGGCAGAGUCACAGAUACUUGUCAAGCAGAAACCAGACCCAGACACUUUCAUAGGCUCAAGAGAAGUAAAAUGCCUCAAAAAUGCAGUCUGCUUGGGUACCUCUCAAAGCCCAGAUGCAAGUUGCUCUGCAGUUCUGCUUUUGGCCCCUCCUCCUGGGUAA
Chaetura pelagica (chimney swift) is the source of this 636-nucleotide messenger RNA. RefSeq names its product myopalladin-like. The transcript has 5 exons. The record is from RefSeq and is a predicted model, not a curated record. Bases 1 to 636 code for a protein of 211 amino acids. Lineage: Eukaryota; Metazoa; Chordata; Aves; Apodiformes; Apodidae.